GCCGCUCAGCACGACGACGACGACGACGACGACGACGACCGUAGACGACUAGACGGCGAUUGUUAUUAUUAUUAUUAUUUAUUUAUUUAUUUAUCCUCUAAUUGAACGCGCGAUAACGAUCCGCUGAAUCCGUAGUACAUCUCUCCGUCGGCCGCCGUAGUCAGUCGGUGCCGAUCGAAUCGCUUUCCCGGACUUCAGUCUUCAGCAUUAUUUUUUCGCCAUUCGUUUCGCUCGCCCUUCUCCAACUCAAUCGCGCGCUAACGGCGCCCGGACUGUUUCCGCCACGUUAGCCGUCGUGCGUCCCGUCGAGCAGCUUUCCGCUCGCUCCGGUUCACAUCUCUCCGACGUCGCCGCUCCUCGGUGGCCGCCUCAAAAGACUGAUGCUCGCUACCACGAGUCGUAAACCACCGCUCAGUGCCUUUUCCUCGUGCCGUCGUCGUCGCCUCACUUAAGUGUCCGUCUACUGUCGCCCGCAUCAGCUAUACGUCACACACCACUCACCACUUUAAUGCAUCUGUUUACCCUUUGCUGUCACUGCUAUGUUCAGUAGUAACUGUCCACACCGACUGGAUGAAUCAACUUUCCUGGAACACAAUGCCAUUGCUGUGAACUUGCAUAGGUUCAGAUAAUACACCAGGACAAUUUGUCAGUUUACUGUAACCAUACCGUUACGUGCCCAGAUUAAUAUUUAUUUACUGUAUAGAAGUUUCAUAAAAGCUGUUUGAAUGCAAGUCGCAACAGUAAUGCAUCCCAUGCAACAUGCUGGUGGAGUUGCAACUUAUUAUGCUACUCCUAGGCCAACUCAUCCACAUUAUUCAAGUGUAAACUUUCACGAUUACAGUGCAUCCUACUCCAAGCGUACGCAGUUGGCCAGUGGUUACAAUACUACCGGUGGUAACCAAGUGUUGAACAACACGAAUUUUGGUGGCAAAUCAGGCACGGUUCCAGGUCAUCACAGUGGCCCCCCCGGUAUGACCGGCAAUUAUGCUAGUGGCGCCCCUACACAGUAUCAUCACAGAGCAACAACUGGUUGGAACUCAGCGCCCUUACCAACACAGCAGUACCGUUACGGAACCGGUCCCGUGACACAAACCACCAUGUCACCAUACACAUCUUACAAUCCCAAUCCAACUACCUACACCAACAACAGCAACAACAGAAUACCAACGGCUUCAUCACCGGCCAACACCAACAGCAGCUCGAGCUCCAAUACUAACGGAGGAACGUCAUUGCAAUCGUCUAACCAACCGACCACAAGUUCUCCGUCAUCGGAAUGUCAAUCGGCCGCGCCGACUCAGCAGUUGUCCAAGACCAAUCUUUACAUACGCGGUUUGAACCAGAAUACAACGGACAAAGACUUGGUCACCAUGUGUUCGCAAUACGGAAACAUAGUCUCAACCAAAGCGAUAUUGGACAAAAAUACCAACAAGUGUUACGGAUUUGUUGAUUUUGAAUCGGGCUCAUUUGCUGAUGCUGCAGUCAAAGGUCUACAAGCAAAAGGUGUACAAGCCCAAAUGGCUAAAGUGGGUAUUCCAGUUCAACGUAGAGCGGCCACUCAGCAAGAACAAGAUCCAACCAACUUGUAUAUAGCCAAUUUGCCACCAAAUUUCAAAGAAAACGAUUUAGACACAUUGUUAUCAAAGUUUGGUCAAGUAGUGUCAACUCGAAUCUUACGUGACACAAAUAUGGUCAGCAAAGGUGUCGGUUUUGCUAGAAUGGACUCCAAAGAAAAGUGUGAACAAAUCAUUCAAAUGUUUAAUGGUAAUCCAUUGCCGGGAUCAAAAGAACCUUUGUUGGUUAAAUUUGCUGACAGUGGCCAAAAGAAAAGAAACACUAGCUACAGAUCAGAUUCUCGUUUGUGGAGAGAAUCAGAGAAUGGCGGAUGUGUGCGAUUUCCGGUACAGCACUAUAUGUUGCAGGGUUCUCAUGUUGGAUAUGAUGGCACUCACAAUGGUUUGACUGGAACAGGUGGUUCACAUGUUAUACCUGCUACACUGGCACAAUAUGUUGGACGUCAUUAUACUACACAGGCAUUACCUGCCCAUGGAUAUUCGAUCCCUGCAUCAUCAUGGUUGCCACAAUAUGUAAUGCAACCUGCACCACCACAUCAUCUAGCCCAAAUCGAAACUCCUGUAUGUUGUCAGAUGAUUCAACCAGCAGAUCCAGGUUCUGUUCAAUAUGGUUCAGUUAUACCGCAACUUGCUACACAUAUGUCUGCUCUACAACUCGGAAAUGGAUCAUAUCCAUGUUUUAGUACAUGGCCAGCCCACACCCAGGUUAUCCGUACUUCACAAGCUCUGCACCAAACAUAAUUCAUACAGUUCCAAUUCCAGCGGAAGAACAUCCUUCGACAACGGCAUCACCUGAUGACUCCUAUCAACAUUUUUCGCACAAAUAAAUAAAAAAAAUUAGGCAAAACAAAACCAAAGCCAAUAAGAGUAGGUAACUCCCAUUUUUGUUAUUACUUUUCAAUACCUAAGUUACAUUAUUUUUAUUCAUAUAUUUUUUAAAGAGUAUUUUGGCCAUUUCAAAAUUUAGUUAACGUUGUUUUGUUCUCGAAAGAAAAAUUAAUAUUACUUAGGAAAUUUCAUACAAAACCAUUGAAAAAUAUGGUCAACCUGUUAAUUCUGAGAAAAAUUCAUUUUUAAAUAUUCUUACAGUUUCAGAAUAACAGGGUGACGAUGUAUUUUAAAUA
Messenger RNA from Sipha flava (yellow sugarcane aphid), 2695 nucleotides. RefSeq names its product protein alan shepard (gene shep). The coding region runs from base 726 to 2312 and encodes 528 amino acids. The transcript is spliced from 13 exons. Gene Ontology annotation, molecular function: mRNA 3'-UTR binding; poly(U) RNA binding; poly(A) binding. The record is from RefSeq and is a predicted model, not a curated record. Gene Ontology annotation, cellular component: nucleus; cytosol; ribonucleoprotein complex. Lineage: Eukaryota; Metazoa; Arthropoda; Insecta; Hemiptera; Aphididae.